Molecule: messenger RNA, 953 nt
Organism: Haliotis rubra (blacklip abalone)
Lineage: Eukaryota; Metazoa; Mollusca; Gastropoda; Lepetellida; Haliotidae
Exons: 3
Coding region: 13-825 (270 amino acids)
Cellular component (GO): extracellular region
Molecular function (GO): chitin binding
Source: RefSeq, a predicted model, not a curated record
GGCACGUGCAGCAUGAUGAGUCGUCUGCGUGAAAAGUGCAUCGUCAUCUUCAUCAUCCUCACCGUCAUCGGCGUUGUCCAGCUGAGUCUGAUCGUAAGGAAGCGGCGUGCACAGUCUCCCAACCCUUGUCGCCGUGUAUAUGGCGUCCAGUGGGUCCGCGACCCGGAGACUUGUCACCGCUACUACAUCUGUGUAGCCGGACGCUCGGUCCAGAUGCCGCCAUGUCCUCGCAACUACGUCUGGUCCGUGUCCGGCAGAAACUGCGUCCCCGACAACUCCCGCUGGAACGACUGCAACAUCACCAGCUCCUCUAACGACUCCAGAGAAGCAGCCAGGUUCACGAUGAACGGCAGACGUGGGUUUGCUGCGGUGUCCGACCGGAUGGAUGCGCUUGUUCAUAUCCCCAGUCCAGAGGAAAAGCGACAGGAAGCCAUCAGGCGAGUGUACCCGAACCACCCGUGCGUGUUUACCAAGCAGGAGACGCUGCUGCCCCACCCCGAGUACUGCCACUGGUACUUCAACUGCUCCCUCAUCCCCCGGGAGGAGGACUGGGCGUACUUGGAGCCCCUCACCCAGGAAUGUACUUAUCCCCACCUCUUUUCCAUCAGCACGAGGGAGUGCACACACUUCAGGGAGGUCGACUGUGGCGCCAGGAAGGUCCUUAGAGCACCAUGCGAGUACCGGAUGAACCAGUGCCACCAUACCCCGUGCCUCCCCUGUCCAGUCCGUCACGGUAGUUGUGUGGGUCUGGAAGACGGAAACCACCCUUCCCAGAUCGGGAGUGGACCCCGAAGUACCUCGUCUGUGAGUCCGACAGAACAGUAGACCAGAAGGACUGCCCCGAAGACACGCCCAUCUUCUCCCCAGGGACGAAAAAAUGCGAGAGGUUAAUGGACAUACCGAAAAUAAAUGGCGGCACGCAACCAUCUUGUUCCGGACGUCACAAUGGUUAC